GACUUCUAAAGGUCGAAUGCGACAGAGACCAUCGUCCAAAUUUCUUAGAGAUCUCCCAACGAUCGACCCGCUGGCGGAUGAACCACAAGGAGCAGAAGCAACGCAGACCAGUGAUGCUAAAAAAGAAUCAGAUGAAAAGAUGCCCGUAUUCAGUGAUGAUGAUGAUGAGUUCGAUUUUUCCGACGUUUCAACUUUCUCGGAAGAGGAAGCAGAAGACUUUACGGAUUCAAAGAAAAAAAGUUUCUACUUUCCGUUUCUUGGCGAGUUCACGAUUCUAAACUUUACAGAGAACUUUAGAUUCUCGUAUUUUGCUGUGCCUGGCUACGUGAAGGAUCAUAACCAGAAAGUAAAAAAGGGGAUACUCAAACUGCCGGUCAUUAGUGAGAAAAAAAAUGAAAAAACUAAACCCAGACAGCCGAAAGAGAAGAAGAGAAACAACCUGCUUAAGCGUAUAGAAAAGCUUAACCAGAUGGGGACAGAAUGACAGACCUGUAAUAGUUCUAUGCUCUUAUUAUUCAAAUAUCUGUAACUCAUGUAUGAGUUGGUGGUGUUAGUUUCAUAGUUUGUGCUUCAAAUUACAUUC
Ciona intestinalis (vase tunicate) is the source of this 583-nucleotide messenger RNA. NCBI's taxonomy places the organism in Eukaryota, Metazoa, Chordata, Ascidiacea, Phlebobranchia, Cionidae. The record is from RefSeq and is a predicted model, not a curated record.